Molecule: messenger RNA, 681 nt
Organism: Striga asiatica
Lineage: Eukaryota; Viridiplantae; Streptophyta; Magnoliopsida; Lamiales; Orobanchaceae
Source: the annotation of a GenBank genome assembly
AUGUCAAUGCAACAGGAGGCUGAAACUCACACUUUCUCUCAUCUUGUGGAGUUUGCUGACAAAAAGGAAGGUUAUAUUUUCUCACCGUUCAGUAGGAUGAAUGAAGACAGCUGGAUUGUUGAUACUGGUGCAAGUAAGCAUAUCUGCUCAAAUCCCAAUUUGAUUUCUCAUUGUGUGGAUAUCUCUAUGCCAGUGGUUGUUAAUUUGCCUGAUGGUUCAAAGUUUGAGGUUAAUAAGAUUGGAGAGGUCAAGUUGAAUGAAAACCUUCUGCUCAAGGAUGUCCUUUUUGUUCCUGAGUUCAAAUAUAAUCUCCUAUCUGUGGGGCAGCUGAUUGAGUAUAACAACUUGUGUUUUAACUUCACAAAUAAGAACUGCAAGCUAUUAGACAAUGCAAAUAACCAAACAAUUGCUGAAGGGAAAAUUCUAGCUGGCUUCUCAGUCAGCCCCUUUGCGCCCUUUUUCGCUUUUCGUAUUGCUCUUUCCUAUAUAGGAGUAAUAAAUCGGGUUGUGAGAAUGGAACGCGUGGGGUUUGGCCCUGCGGCGAGGGGCGGCGGGGCGGUGGCCUGCGAGAUGGAGGCAGCGGAGGCGCUGGCGGGGUUGUCCUGGUGCUCCGCCUCCCGCGGCGGCGCUGCGGCCGAGGUGAAGGGCCGGCGCGAGAUGGGCUCUCAGAAGGGGGAAUAG